CUUUUAAAGUUGUUAUUGUCAGGUACCAAGACCGUAACACGCAAGCCAUCAUAAUGGUGCUGGGCUGUUCUAAGUGGCUUGGCGUUCGUUUGGAAGUACUCUGUAGUUUGCUUGUCACAUUAGUGGCGGCUGGAGCUGUUCUCGUCACGCAGAUACCAGCUAUUGCAGGUAUGUCGCUGACAUACGCUCUAGAAACUUUAGACGCAGCUCAGUUUGGUGUUCAGCUGACAUCCGAGACAGAGAACUUGAUGACGUCAGUCGAGCGGGUGAUAACUUUCACCCAGAUGAGUCCAGAACCUGGAUAUGAUAUGAAAGAUGACCGUCGGCCGGCUAAAGGAAGUCUUUGCCUGAGGAACUUGUCUUUGAGAUACGUAGAGGGGAACCAUCGCGUCCUGAGGGAUAUCACAGUUGAAAUCAAGAACAAGGAGAAAGUUGGUAUCACAGGACGAACAGGAUCUGGGAAGUCCUCUCUCGUGGCAGCGCUGUUUAGGAUGCCUGAACCAGAUGGCGAGGUCAUGGUGGACGGGAUCAAUUUAAAAACAUUGAAUCUUCAAGAAGCCAGACGGACAUUCUCUGUAAUAACUCAGAAUCCUAUUCUAUUUGCCGGAAGCCUAAGACGGAACUUGGAUCCUUUCAACAAACACACGGACCAUGAGUUAUGGAUCGCGCUGGAAGACGUCCAAAUGAAGCACUGGGUACUGCAGUUACCAGGCCACCUGCACUACAAACUGAUAGAAUAUGGGAACAACCUAAGCGUCGGUGAGAGACAGUUAGUCUGCCUAGCACGUGGUCUCUUACAGAACAACAAGAUUGUCAUCCUGGAUGAAGCAACUGCUAACGUAGAUUUCAAGACGGAUCGUCUGAUCCAAGAGGUCAUACGAACCAAAUUCAAAAAUGUUACAGUGUUAACUAUUGCUCAUAGACUGGACACCAUCAUAGACUAUGAUAGGGUCAUGGUGUUGGACAGAGGCAGUGUGGUCGAGUUCGACAAACCAAGUGCUCUUUUAAACAAGAGAGGGAGUUACUUUGCUGAUCUAGUCAAGAGCUACAAUACAACUGUGUCUUCAUAAAAUAUUAACUUAUUGACUGCUGUAGAUGCGAACUGCUCUCGCAGUGACCACCUUCCGUUUACAAACACGACAAUAGUUAUCACUUAUGGUUUGGAAUUUUUCCUAUAACGUCGCCUCACUACGGGACUAGGGGGACCCUUAGUUGAGAGCUGGCUAGGGAAAAAUAAUAGUGGUGGGGGUAGGGCUAGGGCCAAUUCGGUAAUUAUAUAUUAUGAGAUACCUAACAAUCCUGAUACCAUGCAAAACUCGGAUAAAGUUUGUUGUCUCGAUGGUACCCAAUUGAAAUGUUCGCGAGUGACUCCUGGCUCAUCAUGACACUGGAAAUUGCGCUGGAAGCACUGAAAUCUUCUUCAUGAAGCUUUCUCAAAAGACUUGAGGCGUUUACGAACUCAUGCUAUCAACGUACCUUGCCAGCGACCACUUGGGCUAGGCAUUUCAGUUGACCGCACAUGGGGGUGGUCGCUUAUGAGAAGUUAAACCACCGGGGUCUAAAUUUUGACUGAUAGAUCCCCUGGUGACAAAUAUAUUGAAACAAGCGACAAAGGGGAACGACUCGUGUCAUCUUAGCACCAUUUUCGCGUAAAAUGUGAAGAGUAACAGAAAAUCAAUAAAGAUAUACUAAAGUUCAAAGUGUGAAAUAUAAUAUAAAUUCAUUUUAAUGAAGGUAUAAUUAAAAGAAUUGUUUAGUA
Molecule: messenger RNA, 1759 nt
Organism: Orbicella faveolata
Lineage: Eukaryota; Metazoa; Cnidaria; Anthozoa; Scleractinia; Merulinidae
Product: ATP-binding cassette subfamily C member 4-like
Biological process (GO): transmembrane transport
Cellular component (GO): membrane
Molecular function (GO): ATP hydrolysis activity; ABC-type transporter activity; ATP binding
Source: RefSeq, a predicted model, not a curated record